CCUCAAACUGACAAGUGGUCAACAGCCAUUAGUCCCCAUUUCAAAGUCUCACACUUUCAAGUUUGAAAUCAUGAAACCUCUCCCAAAGAAAAGGAUUCACAAAAGUUAGGAACAAAGGAAGAUGAAAGUUCUCACUAUAAAACCGAAGAAACAGAAGUAAUGCUGAAGUAAACCUCCAUUUUUAACCAUCCAGAACCUUUCUCUUCUCUUCAAUGCUGAAACCAAUAAAUUGAAAAUGAAAAUGGAGUGUUGGGUUUUUUUGGGUUUUCUUCUAAUUGGUGUAGUUCCCGCCGGAGCCGUCGUGGGUGUCGGCGGAGGAGUUGGUUUCGGCUUUGGGGUCGGCGGCGGAGGGGGAGACAAUCCGAAUCCGGUGCCGUUAGGGCCUCCAUCUCAGGAACAAAACAGAGCAUACUCUGUUCUUCAGGCAUGGAAAUCAGCAAUUUCCGACGACCCCACCGGCGUUUUAGCCACCUGGGUCGGCUCCGACGUCUGUUCUUACAAGGGAAUAUUCUGCACUGAUCAUAAAUCCGGCGAAAUUUCCGUCACUGGAAUCGACCUAAACGGCGCAAAUCUCAGAGGAACCCUCGUCAAAGAGCUUGCUCUGCUCUCUGAUCUGACCCUCAUUCACUUAAACAGCAACAGAUUUUCCGGCGACGUCCCGGCCACUUUCCGGCAACUCCCCUCCCUCCAAGAACUGGAUCUCAGCAACAACAAUUUCUCCGGCCCUUUCCCUUACGUCACUCUCUACAUUCGAAGGCUGAUCUAUUUGGACCUCAGAUUCAAUUCCUUCUCUGGACCGAUCCCAGAAGCUUUGUUCUUCCAAGAAUUGGACGCCAUUCUCAUCAACAACAAUCAAUUCGACGGCGAAAUCCCACAAAACCUCGGGAAUUCGCCGGCUUCCGUCAUAAAUCUGGCGAAUAAUCGGUUCACCGGCGCGAUUCCGGCGAGUUUUGGGUUCAUGGGUCCGAGAUUGAAGGAGAUUCUGUUUCUGAAUAACCAAUUAACCGGCUGCAUUCCCCAGGGAGUUGGGUUUUUGUCACAGAUUGAAGUUUUGGAUUUCAGUUCAAACAAAUUGUUCGGUCGUCUCCCCGAUUCGUUCUCUUGUUUGAACGAACUUGAGAUUCUGAAUGUGGCGCAUAACGAGUUAUCCGGCGUCGUUUCGGAUCUGGUCUGUUCUUUGAGAAGCCUCGUGAAUCUGUCCAUCGCCGACAAUUUUUUCUCCGGCUUCAAUCAGCAGUGUCGGAAUCUGUUCGGCGGGUUCGAUUUGUCGUUCAAUUGUGUUCCGGGGCUGAAUAUGCAGCGGCCGCCGCCGGAAUGCUCCGCGAUUCCGGGAAUCGGGCUGAAUUGUCUCCCAGUUACGUGGAUUCCGCGGACGCUGGUUUGUGGGCGGCUCGUCGGAAUGUCGCCGUGAGAAGCGGCGGCGGUGGCCGGAGUACCACGGGUAGGUAAUGGGGUGUGGGAUUAUUUAAUGGCAAUAACUAUACAGAUUUUUGGUUCUUUUUUUUUCCUCUCUUUUUGGGAAUCUGAAGGGGGAAUUGAAUGCAAAUCUUUUUCACAUUUAAUUCUUCAUGGAAACGGUACAUCUGAAAUCAGUGGUGUUGAUAGUCCAAAAAUUUGGCACAUUUUGAUCUAA
This is a messenger RNA of Momordica charantia (bitter melon), 1633 nucleotides long. RefSeq lists its product as uncharacterized. The record is from RefSeq and is a predicted model, not a curated record. NCBI's taxonomy places the organism in Eukaryota, Viridiplantae, Streptophyta, Magnoliopsida, Cucurbitales, Cucurbitaceae. Gene Ontology annotation, molecular function: protein binding.